Messenger RNA from Theobroma cacao (cacao), 1411 nucleotides. RefSeq names its product F-box protein SKIP1-like. Gene Ontology annotation, molecular function: protein binding. The record is from RefSeq and is a predicted model, not a curated record. Lineage: Eukaryota; Viridiplantae; Streptophyta; Magnoliopsida; Malvales; Malvaceae.
AAGAUUUCAGAAAAAAGAAUCAGCGAACACGUGUACUGCCAAGCGGUAACCAAUAACUAGAUAGGGCGCCUUUCCUUGUAAAAUUACCGUAUUAUCCAACUUGUUAUCCACACAACCUAUCGUUUAACAAGAGAAAAAACUGCUUGGGGCUUCCCAAAGUGGUCUCCUGAACAUGGAGGGUAAAGAAGGAACAGGGGAAACAGACACCGAGUCUGGACUCAUCUCCGACUGGGCCGAGUUAACCGACGAGUGCCUCGUCAACAUCCUUUCACGACUCACUUUCGAGCACCGAUGGACGGGCCCUAUGCUUGUCUGCAAACCAUGGCUCAACGCCUGCAAGGAUCCCACUCUAAACUCCGUGUUCGAUCUCGAAACUCGGUUCGAUUCCUCCGCCGAGUCACCCCGCUGGUGGACCCCCGAGUUCGAAAGAAAAAUCGACUCCAUGCUCCGAUCCGUUAUAUCAUGGAGCAACGGCAAUCUAACCAAGAUCCUUACCCGUCACUGCUCCGAUCUUUCUCUCAACUUCGCCGCUCAAAGGUGUCCAAAUCUCCAAGUUCUUUCUAUAAAAAGCUGUCCUCACGUGACCGAUGCCUCGAUUGCUCAAGUAGCGUAUCAUUGUCGGAACCUUAAACAACUCGACAUCAGUUACUGCUACGAAAUAUCGCACGAAUCUCUGAUGUUAAUUGGUCGGAACUGUCCCAAUCUAACGGUCCUAAAACGGAACCUGAUGAAUUGGUUAGACCCGUCGCAACACGUGGGAAUUGUUCCCAAUGAUUAUCUAAAUGCGUGUCCACAAGAUGGGGAUACAGAAGCAGCUGCAAUCGGGAAAUUCAUGCCUCAACUGGAACAUCUUGAAAUCAGAUUCUCGAAAUUAUCCGCUAAAGGUCUUGGUUCGAUCUGUGAAGGGUGUUUGAAACUUGAGUUUUUGGAUUUGUUUGGAUGUGCUAACUUGACUAGUCGGGAUAUUGUCAAUGCGACAUCGAGUUUGAAAGAUUUGAAAGAAGUAAAGAAGCCGCAUUUAUAUAUACCCAGGUCAGUUUUUCAUACUGAGCGGUAUGGACAUUGGAGAUUGUAUGAUGAGAGGUUCCAAACUGAUGUUUUCCGAAUCUAGGGAAGGAACAUGAUUUCAAUUUCUUAGCUUUGUAUUUGUGUAUUACUGUAUUCUGAAUCAACUUUUCUGGGAUACAUUCCUGGGAUAAUCUAUGCUCUCAAUGCCAUUGUUUUUGUGGAUCGUGAUGAGUACUUUGACGAGUACAUGCGUCCACUUUAUUAUUCCAGUGCCUAGGAUUCUUUAAUUAUCUGUCUAUGCUGUAAAUAUGAUGAGCUAAAACUCCUUUUUUUUUGUGUUUAAGUUGAUAUUGAGGUGUUGCUCCUCUUUAAUUAAUCUUGAUGUUGUGCUGUUGUAAUGGUU